This is a messenger RNA of Prunus avium (sweet cherry), 1499 nucleotides long. NCBI's taxonomy places the organism in Eukaryota, Viridiplantae, Streptophyta, Magnoliopsida, Rosales, Rosaceae. The record is from RefSeq and is a predicted model, not a curated record.
CAACAAAAACUUUUCUUUUUCUCUCUAGAACCUCUGUUUCCCUUCUUCCCGAUCAAACCCAAUCCCCUCCUCUCUCUUCCAUAACCACCAUUACCAGCCUACUCACCAUCAUCACAGCACAAACGAUGUAUAUAUGGAGCACCGCAUCAUCCCCAGACCCAGCGGCGACUCCACAACCUCACCACAAUCUCUCUCGGGAUCAUGUUCUCAUGCUCCUCCCCGAUGCCCACUACCACCCCAGCCAGAUCCCAUCCGCCCUCUUUCUCUCUCUCUAACCGGAUACAACAUUAGGCACAAAGAGAAAAUUCCUGUGCUGGAUUGAAUUCAUUCUCUGUUUUCAAAUUAUUAUUUUUUUUGUUUUUGAAUUUGCAGACAUAGAAGCAGAUAAUUUAUUUUUUGAAAUAGGCGGGUUCGAGUUGAUGGGGUGUUGGGAAGGAUGGGGCGAAUUCAAUUUUGUAGUUGUUGGGCUAUCGGCGAUGAAGCUGGUAGGAUGGGGAUGAAAGAGGCCAGAACUGAAGAAAAAAAGAAAAGAAAAGGGGAGACCAAACCCUAUCGCCCUCCAUCUCUCUGCUUCUCUCUUAGGGUUUCAGAUUCUUAGUUUCAUUGACGCGGAGGAGGGUCGUCGGCGGAGGGAGGACAACAUGGUGGAGAUCAGGAAGAACCGCAGAGAAGAAAGCCUCCAGAAGAAACGUCGCGAGGGCCUUCAACCUCCGCAAUUGUCCUCUAAUCUUCACUCCUCCGGCCUAGAGAAGAAGCCUUCAAGGUAUCUUAUCAGGGACCUGUUCCACCAUGGGUGAUUUUAGCAUUCAGAUUAGCUCCAAUCUGGUUGAUAAGCUUGUUCAUGAUGCUGAGAAGUCAAAGAAAAAACCCAGAAGAACUAAAAUUAAGGUACCACGCGAGCCUCAAAAGCCCCAAACGAAGACAAACCAGGAACAGGUUUCUGAUGAUUCUGAGGGGACAGGUGCUAAAGGAUGGCCUCUUCAGCCUCCUAUAUUCGUGCCUGUAACCCCUCCUUCACAAUCUACCUAUGCGGAGUUAGAUGCUAUCAGAUCUGUUCUUCAAGAGAGUGGCAGGGUUCUGGAGCGGUUGCAGAAGCAGGAGGAGAAUAUGGUGCAGGAAGUGACACAAAGAGCAAAGGAACUUCGUGAUAAGGAGUUCAAGCUUCCAUUCCAGAAGCCUAUGCCCUGCUUAACGGAGAAGGAUGCUUGCUUGGCUUGCUACAAGGAGCAUGCCGACAACCCUCUGAAAUGCGCUGGUUUUGUCAAGAGUUUUGAAGAUUGUGCUCGCAGAAUUAGGCAGCAAGUGGGUUCAGCAGAGAAGUAAAUGAUUUAGAGAAUUGUUCAGGUCAUAUACUCGAGUGCAAGCUGAUUUCCAAGAUUUUGGUAGAACUAAAUAAACCCAAACACUAAUUACUAGUGUCCUCAUUAUUGGAUUGCUUGCUCUGUUCUUAUACUGUCGUCACAAUUGUGUUAAUUUUUAAUUUUUUUACUGUUUCUAAA